Messenger RNA from Durusdinium trenchii, 364 nucleotides. The record is from the annotation of a GenBank genome assembly. Lineage: Eukaryota; Dinophyceae; Suessiales; Symbiodiniaceae.
UUGACUCACAGCUUUUCUAAAAGAUGUUCUUUGGCUCGAUCCGACUUCUGUCCGUUCCAGCCAUGGCCAAAAACCCUGCAGAUGUCUUCGCAAAGGACUGGAAGGCCUUCCAGAAAGUUGUCCAGGAGGUGCCAGAGGAGUUCGAGAAGCUGAUCGAGCGACGCAGAGAUGCCUUUGAUCGGAAGACCGAGAACAGCUUGCACACUGUUCCCAUGGAGACGGUCACACCUGUAGAGAUGCGGAGUUCUGCGACGUGUGACUUCUCCCGGCGGCCGAGUGCGGAUGGGUGCAGGGUGAGGAUCGUGGAGCACAAGAUCGAACAAUUGUGAGGCUUUCAAAGACUUGGAGAAGAGCGAGUUUCGUG